Candidozyma haemuli is the source of this 438-nucleotide messenger RNA. RefSeq lists its product as uncharacterized. NCBI's taxonomy places the organism in Eukaryota, Fungi, Ascomycota, Pichiomycetes, Serinales, Metschnikowiaceae. The transcript has a single exon. The record is from RefSeq and is a predicted model, not a curated record. Bases 1 to 438 code for a protein of 145 amino acids.
AUGGAACAACCAACGAAACGCACACAGAUGCACUCUUUCCAGCCUCAGCAUGAGAACCCUGACAUCGCUUCUUUGGCUACCAUUGGCAUGAGAAUAAGAAAAUCCGUUGCUGACGGCUACUCUGUUUCUCACGAUGCCUCUUAUAACCACGGCUUGCCACAGACGCCCCAGUCUCAGCGUUCUUUCAACAGAGUGCCUCUUCCUUCCAAUAUGGAUAUGCCUCCUGCCUUGACCAACCAGGGCUCUACAUUCCAGUCAGGCUCCAAUGUCUCCGAAUGGGGAAUGCCAUCCAUGCCAGUUCAGACGAUGCCAUUGCAGGGCAAUGGUUCGAAGAGAGGAUUCGAGGAGGACGAGCCUCGCCAGUUUGGCAUGGACAAGCCAUCUUUGGAAGCGUACAACAACGCUUACGGGCAAUUGAGAUUUGACGAGGAAUUUUAG